This is a messenger RNA of Orbicella faveolata, 2046 nucleotides long. RefSeq lists its product as uncharacterized. The record is from RefSeq and is a predicted model, not a curated record. Lineage: Eukaryota; Metazoa; Cnidaria; Anthozoa; Scleractinia; Merulinidae. Gene Ontology annotation, cellular component: nucleus; cytoplasm. Gene Ontology annotation, molecular function: mRNA binding.
UCUGCUCAAAGCUAGAGCAUUAAGUGCAAAAAUUAUUUACAAAAAAAUCUACUCAAUACAUGUGGCACAGUAACUUUUUAAAUACUAUUUGAAGCAUCUCACUUUUAUUUAUUUCUCUAAGUGACCCCAUGAUUAAAUUGUCAAGCAUUCUUGAGAAAGUUAAUGUCAAACCUCGUAAGAAUGCUUUAACCGUGUGUUAUUGUCUUUUCAACUGACAUGAAAUGUCCAGUUUAAUUAAAAUAUGGAUAACUUAAAAUUCAAUUUUCUCUCGUGGGUCAGCGUUAGAGCCAAUGUCCCAAUAAGUUCCUAACUGUAUUCAAAAUACUGGUACUACAGUUCUAACUAUGCAAUGAGGUUUUUGUGGUAACUUUAUUUUUCCAGUAUUGCUCAAAUGUUCAGCUGAAAUAAUCUUCAUACAAUCAUCGUAAGUGUGGCCUCAGCUAGUCCUAAAAACAAACCUUGUCAGAAGUUGGCCAAAUGAAAACCGAGGUCAUGGGUUUGAAUCUCACUGAGAUCAAAAUAAUUUCUUUAUUUUGUGUAAUCCCAAAGUUCUUUUCUUAGGGCUAAUACUCAGAAGUAAAUUCAUGGAUCAUUUCCAACACUUUAAAUUACUGUAAAGUUAGUCCAGUCUCUAAUGUCCUCGUGUAGUUAGUAAUAGGCUGUAUGGCUCAAUAUUGCAUUGCCAUUCACACUAGUAAAAAAUUAAUAUGUUGUUUUCUUCAGGUAGUGGUUCAAAAUAUUGACUAUGGCUGGACUGAGACAGUGUGGCUGAAGUGUUUGUGUGAGCUUCCUCCAGGUUUUAGUGACCUACCACCGCAAGUAAUGCAGUCUAAGCUUGCAGGAAUACAAAAAAGGCCAGGGUUGCAAAUGUAUCCAGACACUGUCAAGAAUAUGUUAAUUGCUGUGAAGAGAAAGAGAAAGAUGUUACAAGCAUCAGUGGUAAAGCAUCAAGAGGAUGGCAUACUCCUGGUUGAACUUUUUGAAUCUGAAGGGCCAAGUCUGAAUGUUCAGCUAUUAAAUAUGGAUUGUGUUCAGCUGGAUGAAUCUCUGCAGCCUCUUUUAUGUUCAAACUUUGUGUCAGCAGGAUUGAAAGGUUGUGGUUUGUUACAAAACCAGAGAUCCAACAAUCUCCCUAUCUCAGCUAAUCAAAAUCCAAGAUUGCACCCACAAACGAAAAGACUGGAUCAUUCUGUUGAAGUGCAGUCAGAUCACUCGGAUUGGGAAGACAGCUUGCUGGAGAUAGAGGAAGGCUGGAUGGAAGCUACACCUUUCACAGGGGCUCAUAAAAAUGCACUUGAAAGACAAUCUCAGGAUUAUCUCUAUAUGCCCCCACCACCUACGAUUCCCUAUUCUUCAGCAGUAUUACCAAGUAGUGGUCUUCCUUCUCCAGUGGCAUCAGCAAGUAGUGUCUCCUCUGAUGUAUGCCCUUCUUCCUCAACAAGAUUAUUGAGUAGCAUGCCCCUUGGCCAACAGCCCCCUUCUUCAACUCUAGCUUCACCAACGUCAACAUCAGCAAGUAAUGCCACCUCAAAUGUACAACCCCUUUCCUCAAAAGGGUCAGGGAGUAGUGUGCCCCUUGACGUACACUCCCCUUCUUCAUUGGGAUCAGAUAGCAGUGAUGUGCAUGGUUCGCACACAAGCUUAAAAAACUUGUCUAAUGUUGUGGAGGAGUCAAGUGUCUCUGACACUGUUAAUGGAACUGCUUUAAGUAGAGAACAGAAAAUCUUACAGGACAAACAGUUAGCCCAAAGUUGUUUAGAAAAGGAACUAGUAGACCAGAAAGAUGCUGAAGACUGGUGGCAAGAAAAAAGGGAACUGAUUGAGAAGGAUGAAGAGCUGAAAAGGAUCUUAGACAUGCCACGUGCUGAGAUGAUGAAGAUGAUAAGUUUAAGGCAGGAAAAGGAAAAGUUGGAGAGGAAAAUCAGGAUAAAAGGACUUGAAAACCAGAUAUUGAAACUGCAAAAGGAACUUAGACAAUUAGAACUUGAAAAAGGAGAACUUGAAGGGGAAAGCAGCUAAAAGUGAUAUUAAUAAUAUUUUUUUGUG